UAUGAUUUUACGCUUUAAAAGAGGUUCAUUCACUAUAAUGAGAUACGCAAAACUGGAUGCCGCCAGCAAAUCAGUCUGAUCACUGUGAAGAGGUAUGAUGACCUCUCUAACAAGUAAAGAUUUACACACCAACACAGGCUAGUUAAAUUGGAGGAAUAUUAAGCAUACAGAAUGGCCGAAGCGAGUUCCUUCCCGUCGUUUACAGAUGGUUCUGAUGCCUGUGCUGAAAACUGUUGCACACCAUGUGGAGAGGACAAUAUCAAUGAAGAAGCUGUGAAAUAUUGCCCUGAAUGUGACGAGUAUCUCUGUACAAGAUGUACAAGGCAGCAUACUAGGCGGAAUGCUACAAAAACACACAAGCUUGUUGAUAAAAAAGAUGCCAAACGCAGUAUCGCUGUUGUUGCUAAAUGCCCCCAUCAUCCGGAACGAGAUAUAGAGAUGUUUUGCAGAACACACGACAUGGUUUAUUGUACCAUGUGUAUAGCAACAGAUCAUAGAGCUUGUGAACAUGUAGACAAAAUUGAAUCCAAGUUAACGUCCAAUUUAAAUCAGACCGAGAUUAAUCGCCUAUCUGAUGAAUUAACGACAGCAAAGGAAACCUUAAUAAAUGCGAAAGAGAAACAAAAACACAAUCUGGCUUCACUUGAGGAGGAAAGGAUCAACAUAGACAAGACAUUAGAUGAUAUUGAAGAAAAGAUGAUACAACACAUCAGAAAAUUGAGACAAGAGGCAGCACAAUCUGUAACCAAAAAGUAUGACAUGAUGAAAUUAGGACUUGAAUCUGAAAUCAGCACAUCAUCUAGUAUGAUUGAGUCUUUGAAGGAGAGUUUACAUCACCUGAAAUCAAUUGAUAGUCUGAAUACAGAGCAGCAAUUUAUUCAUUUGAAACUGACGAAGAAGACUAUUACAAAUGCCAGAGAAUUUAAUGCACGAUCCGCUUCUAAAGGAAUAUGUUCAAUCAUUUAUACAGCUAAUGUUGCAUUAGCAGAAUUUGUUUCAUCAGUUGAUUCGUUUGGUCGGGUUCACGAAGGCAAGCAACUGACAAAACCAAUGCAAUACAAAGUGAAAGCAAUGAAAGAUAUCAAUGUAAAACUUAAACGUGAUACAAAAACAUGUUCAAUAUCUGAUAUAUGUCAACUACCAGACGGUAGAAUCGUGCUUACAGAUCGGAAUAACUGGAAUGUUAAAAUACUUGACCUUAAAUACAACAUCGUAGACAGUUGCGCAUUAGAUUCGGCUCCCAUUGGCUUAUGUUGUAUCAGCAGCAAUGAAGUUGCAAUUAAAAUGAACAACGACACAGUUCAGUUUGUUUCUGUUGAAACAUCUCUGUCUAAAACAAGAUGUAUUUCAAUAUCAGGCGGAAAGUAUUAUGGAAUGACAUAUUGUGAUGAUGGACUUUGGGUAUCUACUGGUUAUGGUGUUAACGUAUAUAAUACUGCAGGAACUUUCAUCAAAUCUGUUGAUAAAAAUCACAAUGGUAACAGGAUAUUUAAAUCAACUACCCAACAUAUGUCUGUCAAUGGUGAUACGGUGAUCGUUACAGAUUGUUCUGAUGGUGUUGUAUGUUUUAACAAGGAUGGUACAGUUGUGAGGGAGCUGAGGGACAGUAGAUUGAAGAAUUCUAAAGGUGUAUGUGUAGCUGAUGAUGGUACCGUGUUUGUGUGCGGACACAAUUCCCACAAUAUCGUGAUGUUCAGCAAAGAUGGGGACUGUAAAGGAGAGUUAGUAGCGACAAACUGUGGUUUAACGAAUCCUUUGAACAUUUGCUACGAUAAACAUAAAAACACGCUAAUUGUGACUUCUAGCAAUUCAAAUACAUUUAAAGUGACUGAGUUCGUUGAAUAAUAUAUGUUUUCAUGUACGUUGAAUAUCAAAUAGACAUUUAUAGGGAUAGGUGCAGAUAAGAUUCUUUUACAUAAUCAAGAUGUAUUGGUCACAUGUUAUCAGUUUUAUAACAUGAAAUUACUGUGGA
Ruditapes philippinarum (Manila clam) is the source of this 1972-nucleotide messenger RNA. RefSeq lists its product as uncharacterized. The transcript has 3 exons. The record is from RefSeq and is a predicted model, not a curated record. The coding region runs from base 172 to 1845 and encodes 557 amino acids. Gene Ontology annotation, molecular function: zinc ion binding. NCBI's taxonomy places the organism in Eukaryota, Metazoa, Mollusca, Bivalvia, Venerida, Veneridae.